GAAGCGAGUAACUGCUUCCGGUUGAGGAGACCGUCAUGGCGGCCCCCAUAGCGAUACAUCUGGAGUUUGGAGGAGGAGCCGAGCUCCUGUUUGGUGGCGUAAAGGAACACCAUGUGACCCUUCCCAGUCAAUCAGAGCCCUGGAACGUGAAGCAGCUGCUGGCGUGGAUUCGGGAGAACCUGCUGAAGGAGAGGCCCGAUCUCUUUGUUCAGGGAGAUUCUGUGAGACCCGGUAUUCUCGUAUUGAUCAACGAUGCAGACUGGGAACUGAUGGGUGAGUUGGAGUACCAGCUUCAGGACCAGGACAAUAUUGUUUUCAUCUCCACACUUCAUGGAGGUUAACGGGCUCUAAAACAUCACACACAACAUACACAGGCUUCAUAUAUCCACACCUACAGUCUUGCACUACCCAUCCUCCAUCCUUAUACCGCUCAUCCAAUCCGUCGAGCCCAUCUUGACUUGUUUAGAUUUUUUUGGCCCAAUUAAACAGCACAUCAGUGGAGCGUGGGUUGAGAGAGGUUUGUCUCGGCACUGUACUUGCCCCUUGGUUCGAUGGACAGGGUCACAUCGGGGCACAUUCAGAGGUCAUCCUGUCUAGCCGACGUCCAGAUGGAUUCUCCAGAGACAUGCCCCAAUCACUCACAAUCUCGCUUCAUAAAACGGCAACAUUUCCAUUUUUUUGUUUGUGUCCGGGCAUUUUAGCUUUUCACUUGUUUUUGAAUGAAUAAAUAAGAUUUUUGUAUAAUCUUAUUUUUCAGAUAAAAUUUGUAUUUGGUAAAAUGUCUAGUUUUAAUAAAUGUCUCAUUGAUUUUGAGGUUCGAAAAAAGUCAAAUAUGGCUUAAGUGUAAUACGUUUCAGCCGCCUGUCUCAUGGUUUCGAUUUCUGCCUGGGAUUGUCAACAUUGCCUUGACAUUUUAUCUACCUUUAUUUUUUUU
Messenger RNA from Clarias gariepinus (North African catfish), 934 nucleotides. It is a transcript of the gene urm1, whose product is annotated as ubiquitin related modifier 1. Gene Ontology annotation, biological process: protein urmylation; tRNA thio-modification. The coding region runs from base 36 to 341 and encodes 101 amino acids. Gene Ontology annotation, cellular component: nucleus; cytoplasm. The transcript has 5 exons. Lineage: Eukaryota; Metazoa; Chordata; Actinopteri; Siluriformes; Clariidae. The record is from RefSeq and is a predicted model, not a curated record. Gene Ontology annotation, molecular function: protein tag activity.